GACAUUUCUUUCAAGUAUUAUCUUUUUCAAUUUUACAGAUUCACUGAGCUCACACGCAGAGGACUGGGACGAUGGUGAAUCAGAAAUCGAUGAUCCCGAAACAGUGCCACGCCUCUACCAAGGUGACAUCGCUAUUGAUCCUUAUACCUACAUAUCACUUAGGCUUGGCGUUAAUCCAAUGAAGCAUCCAAAACGUUUGUGGCCAAACGCCACUAUUCCCUUCGAAAUCAGCCAUUUGUAUACCAACAAUGAACGGAUGGCCAUAGAACGUGCCUUGAAUACAUUUAAUGCUUUAACCUGUAUUAAUUUUAAACCCUUUGACGGCGAGGAAGAAGAUUACGUACUAAUUACACCGCCGGUGGAUGACGCGCCCGCCGGUUGCUGGUCGUUUGUGGGUAAACGUGGUGGAGAGCAGGUAGUGUCAUUACAACAACCGGAUGAUAAAAGCGCACAUUGCUUCAACAGCGAAGGGCGGAUUAUGCACGAGCUUAUGCAUGCUAUUGGAAUUUAUCACGAGCAAUCUCGAGCUGAUCGAGAUAAUUUUGUAAAAAUACACUGGGAAAAUAUCGUACCGAAAUAUCGUAAAAAUUUUAAAUUGAUUUNAAUAGUCUC
Messenger RNA from Rhagoletis zephyria (snowberry fruit fly), 612 nucleotides. RefSeq names its product zinc metalloproteinase nas-4-like. Gene Ontology annotation, biological process: proteolysis. Lineage: Eukaryota; Metazoa; Arthropoda; Insecta; Diptera; Tephritidae. The record is from RefSeq and is a predicted model, not a curated record. Gene Ontology annotation, molecular function: zinc ion binding; metalloendopeptidase activity.